Molecule: messenger RNA, 2123 nt
Organism: Vigna unguiculata (cowpea)
Lineage: Eukaryota; Viridiplantae; Streptophyta; Magnoliopsida; Fabales; Fabaceae
Gene: PRMT3
Product: protein arginine methyltransferase 3
Biological process (GO): chromatin remodeling; peptidyl-arginine methylation, to asymmetrical-dimethyl arginine
Cellular component (GO): nucleus
Molecular function (GO): protein-arginine N-methyltransferase activity; histone methyltransferase activity
Source: RefSeq, a predicted model, not a curated record
CUUUAGGGUUUUUGACAGGGUUUAAGCGUUUUUUCACUCAUGGCAUCCAUCGAUAAGCAAAAGAGAGAAGAAGAAAAGGAACCGUACAGAAUGGAAGAAGAAGAAAAAGACGAAGAUAGCGAAGAAGAAGAAGAAGCAUGGGACGAUUGGGAAGGAGAGCGAGAAUCGGAAUUCACGUGUCUCUUCUGUGACUCCCAGUACAGUUCGUGCAGUUCCUUGUUCGAUCAUUGCGCCUCCCUUCACCAUUUCGAUUUCCACGCGAUUAGAGCAAGUCUCAACCUGGAUUUCUAUGCCUCCUUCAAGCUCAUCAACUUCGUUCGCUCUCAGGUGGCAGAGAACAAAUGUUGGAGUUGUGGAUUAACAUGUCAAGGCAAGCGUGAUUUGCAGAAUCAUCUGCAUGAUCUAGUUGACUUUAAUGAGAUAAAGGCUCUAUGGAAUGAUGAUAGAUAUCUAAUACCUUUCAUGCAAGAUGAUUCUCUGCUGUACAGUUUUGGUGAAUGUGACGAAGAAGGUGAAGAUGAGCAAAUUACACCAAUUGAUGAAGAUCUUAUAAAGGAUUUGAUGAACAUUGAUGAGAGAAUCUCUGACGAUCAUGAUGCUUCUGUAUCUAUUAAUCAUUUGAAUAAGGAUAGUUCUUCAAAAAGGGAGAUUGUUAAUGGUGAAGACUCAAUGGGACAUGCUUUGUGCAGUGAUAAGGAUCCAAAAAAGGGACCUUUAAUUGCUAAUUCUCAAAAUCACAUUGCAAAGCAUAUUAAGAAGGUCAAUGAAAGUUAUUUUGGUUCAUACAGUUCAUUCGGUAUCCAUCGAGAGAUGUUAAGUGAUAAGGUGAGAAUGGAUGCCUAUGGUCAAGCAAUUUUGAAGAAUCCCUCCCUACUAAAGGGGGCUGUUGUUAUGGAUGUUGGUUGUGGAACUGGAAUCCUCAGCCUAUUUUCGGCAAAAGCUGGAGCUUCCAGGGUUAUUGCUGUUGAGGCUAGUGCCAAGAUGGCAGCAGUGGCAUCUCAGGUUGCAAAGGAUAACGGUCUUUGGUGGAAUAAAAGCCAAAGUGGAAUUGAUGGUCUCCAAAAGGGAGUCAUAGAAGUGGUUCAUGGUAUGGUUGAAGAGAUUGAUAAAACAGUUGAACUUCAACCUCAUAGUGUUGAUGUAUUGCUAAGUGAAUGGAUGGGAUAUUGCUUGUUGUAUGAAUCCAUGCUCGGUUCAGUGCUUUAUGCACGGGACCGGUGGUUGAAGCCUGGUGGUGCCAUUCUUCCUGACACAGCAACUAUUUUUGUUGCAGGAUUUGGAAAAGGAGCCACAAGUCUUCCAUUUUGGGAUAACGUGUGCGGUUUUGACAUGUCUUGCAUUGGGAAGGAGCUUGUCGUAGAUGCCGCCCAAAUUCCUAUAGUUGAUGUUCUGGACUCACAAGAUUUGGUUACCAGUUCUGCGAUUCUACAGUCUUUUGACUUGGCAACCAUGAAGCCCAAUGAAGUGGAUUUCACUGCAACUACUACUUUGGAAUUGAAACCAAGUGCUUCAGCAACAUGGUGCUGGUGCUACGGUGUUGUCCUAUGGUUUGAAACCGGUUUUACGAGGAGAUUUUGCCGGGAAACACCUUCUGUGUUAUCCACAUCCCCUUAUACCCCAAGAACACAUUGGUCGCAAACGAUCUUAACCUUUAGAGAACCUAUUGCAAUGGGGUUUGGAAAAGAAAAGAGGGGUAGACUAGAAGCAAUUGGCACUGAGGUGUAUCCAGCUUUAAAUAUCGAUUUACGCAUUAGCAUUGUCCGUUCUACAGAGCAUCGCAGCAUUGACAUUUCCUUAGAAGCUGCUGGUGUUAGUCCUGAUGGUCAGAAACGUAGUUGGCCUGCUCAACUUUUCAAUCUGCAGUAGGAUACAUGAUGCUGAAACCGGGGAGGAUCAUUGUGCGGAGUUUUUCUUCUUGGAAGUUGGAAUCGGUUUUGGAAUGUUGCAGUUGUAUUUGCUGACCUUUAGGUUCCAAAUUUUUUGUUCCCUGGAAGUGCUCUACCCAGCCAAAAAUUACGUAGAAAAUGUAAUGUUUAUCCAAUUCAUGUUUAUGUAUUUGAUAAAACUACCUUCAGUUUUGUGUUUUUAUAUUGUUUUUCAAUUAAAUUUUAAUAUUCAUUUCA